AUGCUUUACGCCGCAUCACUGCUCGCAUUGAGCGCCACCGCCUCGGCUAUCAACCUGUUCGUCUCCGACUACAGUGGGAAUGUCACCACCCUCUCGCUCGAAUCCAGCAACGGCAACUACUCCCUCACCAAGACCCACGCCAGUGAUGGCUGUUUCCCCAACCCCUCCUGGUUGGAGAUCGAUGCUGCCAAUGGCCUUCUAUACUGCUCCAACGAAGGUCUAGAAACGGUCAACGGCUCUCUUUCUACCUUCUCCAUUGCCCGUGAUGGCAGCAUCAGUCUCAUCCAAAAUACCACGACCAUCUCCGGACCAGUCAGCAGCACAAUCUAUGGCGAUCCAUCUGGUCGCAAAGCCCUUGCUCUGGCGCAUUACACCGGAUCUGCGGUCAGCACUUACCUCCUCGACCCAUUCACGCCCGGCAACAUAUCACUCAGCCAAGAAUUCACCUACACCUUGGACCAUCCCCCUCCGACCGAACGCCAGCUGACACCUCAUCCUCACGAGAUAUUCACGGAUCCCACCGGUGAAUACCUUCUCGUUCCAGAUCUCGGCGCUGAUCUUGUCAGAAUCUUCUGCUACGACUCGGAAACCCUCAAGCUCACUCCUACUGCACCACUCAAGGUCCCCGCGGGCUCUGGACCACGCCACGGUGUUUUCUACAACCCUUCCGGCUUUGUAGGUGGAGCGACUUACUUCUAUCUCGUGUCGGAAUUGACGGCCAAAGUCACAAGCUACGCUGUGACCUACCUUCCCCACAACAAAGGACUGGAGUUCAAGGAGAUGACAUCCGUUGGCACGAGCUUUCUCUUCAACAUCCCCGAACAAGGUGCGCCAGCAGAGAUUGCCAUUUCCCCAGACAACCGCUUCCUGGUCAUCUCCAACCGAAAUACUACCGCUUUUACCCUCCCUCUCGACGGAGGCGUAUCGGAUUCCCUUUCCACCUGGGCGCUCAAAGACGAUGGAUCGUUCCGCUUCCACCAGCUCUGGCCCACGGGCGGCGAGUGGCCGCGUCACUUUUCGAUGAACGCCGUGGGAAACUUUGUCGCUGUAGGCAACCAGAAUAGUCAGAGUGUGGUCAUUCUCGAAAGGGAUGUCCAGAGUGGUUUGGUUGGAGAGCCGGUUGCAAAGAUUACGCUCGGAGGAAAUGUCACUACGGUCGUCUGGGAUGAGCGAAGUGCUCUGGGUCGGCUGGGAAGUUAG
Messenger RNA from Ramularia collo-cygni, 1200 nucleotides. RefSeq lists its product as uncharacterized. The record is from RefSeq and is a predicted model, not a curated record. Gene Ontology annotation, molecular function: protein binding; 6-phosphogluconolactonase activity. The transcript has a single exon. NCBI's taxonomy places the organism in Eukaryota, Fungi, Ascomycota, Dothideomycetes, Mycosphaerellales, Mycosphaerellaceae. The coding region runs from base 1 to 1200 and encodes 399 amino acids.